GCCAAGGACGUCGUCGAGGUCCCCGAUGAUUCGCAGAAGCCGCUGGAGGGGUUCGACGACUCCGUCGAUUCGCAUCCUGGCCAGUGCCCCGGCGACGGUUCCCCUCUCCGCGUCACGAUGAGCAGGAUGGCCCAGGCCAUGUCCAAGUCUUUCAAGCAUUCGUUCCUCGCAAAGGUUUCCGAGGGCAUUAAGUCCGUCUCCCUUGGUGGCGAGGCGUUGUUGACCUAUGGGUCGGCUUGCUCAGGGUCCGACCUCGCCUUCCACGCCAUAGAGUCGGUGCUGGACACGUUCUUGGAGUCGUGGGUCCCGCGGUCCGCGGAGGCCUGCAAGGUCAAACAUGUAUUCGCGUGCGAGAAGGACCAGAAGAAACAGAAGUUCUUGCAGGCUCAGUUCCCGCAGCUGGAGUGCAUUUUCGGGGACGUUUCGGGGCUUCACUCACGCACCGCGAAAAACAUGAUCAACGACAGGCGCGUCCCUAUCCCAUACGUCGACUUAUUUGCCGCUGGGUUCAGUUGCAAGAGCCGCUCCAACGCCAACAAUAACAGCUCCAGCCACAAGAACUGCGUCCAGGAGGGCGACCUCGACACGGAGACGGGGUACACGUUCCAUCACAUAUACCGGUACAUACUCCGCUCGAAGCCUCGCCUUCUGUUCUUGGAGAACGUGUCUGGCUUAGCCGAGAAGGAUGAGGGCUCGUCAGCAGAUGGAAAGGAACCCAAGACGCAGUCGGACGCAGACUGGAUCGUGCAACAGCUCGAGCAGAACGGUUACGCUGCGAGGUACGUGAUAUUCGACGCGAGCGACUUCGGCAGCCCCGCGGCCAGGAAGAGGAUCUACUUCGUCGCCUGGCUCAUGGAGUUCGACGGGCUCAAGGACGGCUCCGUGCGCUUCGACCGGGAGAAGCUCGGCAUCGUGGACCGCGUCAUGAACAACCUCACCGUGGAGGCCAUCUCGCCCAAGCAGUGCUUGAUCCUGCCCCCGGCGAGCCUCUUGCCAGACUCGGAGCAUGUGACAGAUUUCAAUUGUUCUUCCGCGAAGGAGUCGCGCGCUUCCGAGUCCGUGUGGAAGGAGGAGCAUUGCAACGCCUUCCGCGGCAUGGAGUACCCUUGGCCCCCUGAGAUGCCAGCGAAGGGAGUGCGGGAUAAAGGCCGCAAGUGCACGGUCCAGCAGGAUACGGUCUUCUCUUUCUACCGCAUGAUGUUGGACGACCGCAAUGCGGAGCUUGCGCUAUUCGCGUGCAGCAAGUUCCCAAUGCCACCAGAUAGCGAUCCCCAGUUCUUUGACACGAAGAAUUCCUACAGCCGCACCUUCGCCAAGGAUGAGGAUGCCAGCCCGUGGCGCACAGUGGUGCCUACGCUCACGGGGCAAGGCAGGAUGGUCGUGCGAUACUGGUACGACGGCGAGGUGAUCUUGCGCCCCGUCCUCGGCAUUGAGUGCAUGGCUUUCGCCGGCUGGCACUUCGAGUGGUGGGAGGAGCCCCGCUGUCUCUACGACGACAGCCUCCUCAUCAACUUGGCGGGCAACGCCUUCUCGGCGUUCGCAGUGGUCCCCAUCGCCAUGGUCUUGUUCCACGUCCAGGGCGCGAUCUGGAGCGUCGCGCAGGCGGUGAUGUCGGGGGAGGUGCCGCCGGCGAUCGACUCGCAGGAUGACGGAGAUGUCAGCGUCGGAACCUCGUCGUCGGACUGA
This is a messenger RNA of Prorocentrum cordatum, 1686 nucleotides long. Lineage: Eukaryota; Dinophyceae; Prorocentrales; Prorocentraceae. The record is from the annotation of a GenBank genome assembly.